Messenger RNA from Moneuplotes crassus, 397 nucleotides. The record is from the annotation of a GenBank genome assembly. Lineage: Eukaryota; Ciliophora; Spirotrichea; Euplotida; Euplotidae.
GUUGCUCAAAUUGAAUUAAAAAUUACAUGCCUCCCAUUUCCUUUUCUCUCUCUGCUUUAUGGACAACUUUGACUGCUCUCUUCUUACGAGCUUUGCCUUCCUCAAUACUGGGAAUGUCCUUGACCAUUUCCUUUAGGAAUCCAAACUUCUCAUGCGCUUCUACUACCUCCUUGACAUGACUGGAAGAGAUCUUAUAACAAUUCGUAUUAGCAGAAGGCUCUGUAGUCUCCUUCGCCUUUGUAGUUGACAGUUUUAUUAUAUCCUGGAUAAACAGCUCCAAUGCCUUGGCAAUAGCUAGCGGAGUCUUAUCGGCAAUCUUGCCUAUCUCUUUGUUAGCCUGCAUCAUCUUUUUAAUCCUUGCCACUGAGAUUUUGCAAUCUGCAUUCUUCUUAUUCUU